AGCCAUCUCUAGCACUUGUUGCGAUAAAUUCAAUUCAAAACGUUUCGGUUGUUGAAUUUGUUUUUUUAUCCAAUAAAAUGGUGAAGAACAAUAAUAAAAAAGUUCGCCAUGCAUCCUCGGAAUGUGCUCCGCACUGCUCCGGAUUAUACCAAGUUGGCCAUCAAGCACAAGAGCUUUCGUCAAGUGUGUGAGCUAGAACUCAAUGGCAAAGUGUCGCUUAACUUUCGCAAUGAACGCACAUUGAGAGAGUUGACCAAAAUGCUGCUGCUGGAAUAUUUCGAGCUGCACGUGGAUUUCGCACCAGGCAGCUUGGUGCCCACUUUAGCACUGCGCCUCAACUACAUUUUGUGGUUGGAGGAUUUGCUGGCGCCUCUUCGGCUGGACACAGUGCAUGGCAUUGACAUAGGUUGUGGGUCCUCGUGCAUUUACUCGCUGCUGGCAGCCAAGAAGAAUCAAUGGAACAUGUUGGCACUCGAAUCGAAGCAAUCGAACAUUGAAUUUGCCCGCGAUAAUUUUAAGCGCAAUAAGCUGAACGCACUUGUGGAAGUUUAUGCUCAGCCCGACAAGCAAAGCAUAUUCAAGAGCUAUUUUGAAUCCGCCGCCGAAACAGCAAAGCGAGACUUUCACUUUUGCCUCUGUAAUCCACCGUUUUUCGACUCAAACGCAGAGAACCCCUUUGGUGGCAAUACGCGCAAUCCAGAGCGUCGUCCAGCGCCCAACAAUGUGCGCACUGGGCAUGCCGAGGAGUUGAGCUGUGCCGGUGGAGAAGUGCAGUUCGUGCAGCGCAUUAUCGAGGAGAGCGAGCUCUAUAAGAGUCGCGUGCUCAUUUUCACUAGCAUGUUGGGCGUCAAGGCGAAUGUGCCCAAGAUCUUGGACUUGCUGAAAGAGCAUCAGAUUAGCAAUGUGAGCACCACGGAGUUCCAUCAAGGACACACGACACGUUGGGCUGUUGCCUGGAGCUAUCAGAAUGUCACAUUAAAGUUGGAUGCCAUCUCUUAGCGUGACCUUAAAUGUGCCUGGAGUGAAGCUAAUGUGUACUUUAGUUUUAAGUAUUACGACUAGUUGGAAUAUUAAAUGUUAAAUUGAUUA
Messenger RNA from Drosophila nasuta, 1089 nucleotides. RefSeq names its product U6 small nuclear RNA (adenine-(43)-N(6))-methyltransferase. The record is from RefSeq and is a predicted model, not a curated record. Gene Ontology annotation, biological process: rRNA base methylation. Gene Ontology annotation, molecular function: 23S rRNA (adenine(1618)-N(6))-methyltransferase activity. Bases 109 to 999 code for a protein of 296 amino acids. Lineage: Eukaryota; Metazoa; Arthropoda; Insecta; Diptera; Drosophilidae. Gene Ontology annotation, cellular component: nucleus. The transcript is spliced from 4 exons.